This is a messenger RNA of Dichotomopilus funicola, 1002 nucleotides long. RefSeq lists its product as uncharacterized. The transcript has a single exon. The record is from RefSeq and is a predicted model, not a curated record. The coding region runs from base 1 to 1002 and encodes 333 amino acids. Lineage: Eukaryota; Fungi; Ascomycota; Sordariomycetes; Sordariales; Chaetomiaceae.
AUGGACACCAUCAUCAACCUCCUCAACCGCCUCCUCCUCGUCCUCCGCCUCACCAAAUCCCCCCCUCUCGCCGCUCCUCCCAACCAACCCGAACCCAACCGCAUCUUCACGCUCUUCCCCCUCCUCCCCCCCGAACUCCGCCUCCAAAUCUGGGCCCUCACCCUCCCCACCCGCAUCCUCCGCACCGGCACCCUCACCACCGCCUACAACAACGUCCAACUCCGCUCCCACCUCUCCCAAUACCACCACUCCAUCCUCACCGAACAAAUCCUCCGCGCCUUUCUCUCCAACUGUGCCCUGCGCUCCCGCCGGGUUAUUGAGUCUGUCUGUCCCGAGGCAAGGGAGGUUUCGGUGCGUGGGAGGAGGGCGGUAGGGGAGGUUGGGUUGGGGUGGUUGGUGGUGAGAGGGGGAAAGGGGGAUGAGUGGUUGGAUCCGAGAACUGACAUCUUGCUCAUCGAUAGCGACAUCCAGCGCGAUGAAAACCGGGAGUUUUGGAAGGGGUUGUGGGGGGCGUUGGGGAGUGAGGCGUUCAGGGGAAACAGCUUCACGAUUGGGUUUACGUUUCAUUAUAUGGAGCAUUUUCACGCGCCGGAUGCGGAGGGGGAUAACCGGCCGUUUUGGGAGGUGCCGCGGACGGGGCUGGUGAGGGGGUAUAAGAAAAGCACGUGGCCGGUGGUGAUGGGGCAGAUGAGUGUUUUGGACACGCGGGAGGGGGCGAUGGAGUUGGGGGUGUAUGGGUUGUUGGCGGACGCGCAGUCGGUGAUGUUGGAUUUGUUUGAGGACGGGUGGGUUGGGAAGGUGGAGGAGGCUAGGCUGGUGCCGCAGGCGGGGGUGUUUUCGGUGGAGAGGGUGAGGGAGUUGAGGAGGAAGUGGAUGGAGGAGUGGGAGACGGUAGCGAUGUUUAGUUUGUUUUUGGGGUUUGAGGGGGAUCCGGUGGAGUGGAAGAGGGAUGGCACGGGGCCGUAUCCGGUUUUUCUUUUGGAGUGGAAUAACUGGAUCUAG